UCCUGCAGCCUUGUGAGCCUGGAGGGGUUUGAUGGGAUGGACAGCAUUGGUAGCUCCUUGCCUUCAAUGCCUGAACCAGCCAGCCCAGUCAGCAUGAAGCAGCCACCCGAGUCCUUGAGUGUAGGGAAAGGCCACGGGGACAUAGGCAGCGAUCCGGCCCUGCUGAUGGACAAAGCUGCGGUGCAGCUGGCCGCCACGCUGCAGGACGGCGUCCUCCAGAAGAUGACCGGCCACAACAAUAACAACCACGGCCAGGAGAGGCUGAAAGGCCUGACUUCGCUGGUGCUAAACGGAGACCAGGAGACGCUGCCGAAGCUUUGUACUCCAGAGCCUCCUGUGCUGAAAGGCGCCGAAGCCCCCGCCACUAACGCCACCCAUCAGGUCAACUGCGCGCCUCACGCCGAACCCGAGUUAAAGGUGACUAUUCCCCAGGUGGUGAAGCAGCCGUUGUUCGAACCAUCCUCUGCUAACGGGACCAGCCUGGUCUCUGUCGCCGACGGUACUUUAUCUGCGCACAACGAGAGACAGGACGUGAAGAAAAGGAAGGGGAGGCUCCACAAAACAAAACCUCUCCUGAGCUGCUGCUCCUCCGUCGUUGCUGUGGAGCCUGAGCAGACAGGAGCAGCUGAGAAGGUGGAGGAGACCGAACUGACGGAGCAGCCUAAAGAAGAGGCUCUUCUACAGACCCGGUUUUCUGUCGGGGAUCUGGUUUGGACCAAGGUGUCUGGUUACCCCUGGUGGCCCUGCAUGGUGACCACAGACCCCGAGUCCAACUGUCACUUCAAGAAAAAACAGAAGGUUAACAGCAGGUUAGGCUCCGUUUACCAUGUGCAGUAUUUUGGAGAUGCUCCGGAGCGAGGAUACAUCUUUGAGAAGAACAUGGUGCAGUUUACUGGGGAGGAUCAGUACCUGGAGCUCAGCCAGAGCAACAAACAGCCGGUCUCCAGCGCCACACAUAGAAAGGCGGCUCCCUCUGUGCCCUGUAAGCUCCGGGCUCAGUGGAACAUGGGCCUCAUUCAGGCCAAAGAGGCCCUCGGCCUCUCCCUGGAGAAGCGAGUGGAGAACUUCGGGUUUCUUUACGAUGAAAACGGAUCCCACCUGAACUCUUACAUCUUGGAGAAGCUGAAACCAGAAAGGAUCGACAAGACGGAGGAAACGGAGUCCAGACUGGAUCCAGUUCUCUCCUCCUUGCUGAGUCUCGCAGAUUCUGCAACAGAUAAACGAGCCGAACCGAUUGUACACCAGAAGAUCAGAAGUCGCAAGGACGGCCGGCUUCCUGCGAAUUUGGGAGGGAAGAAGAAAUCGUUGGAUGAACGUUGUGACCUUGAGAAUAAAACGAAGCCAGCGUCUUCGACUGAUGACGGUUUGGAAGCAACGUCCCGUCACGUUUCAGCCCCAGUGAAAAAAGAGCGAAAGAAGAGGUCUAAAAGGUCACUGACAGACUCCGAGACGGACAAGGAUCAGCAGCUCAAAAGGAGGCGUAAAACCAGCAAAACCACUGAAAAACUGGCCUCAGUUUUAGAAGAUGGAAGCAAGAAAAGGAGGAGGAAGAAAUCUGAGAAUGACGACGUGAAAGAAACGAGAAAAUGGACCAGGAAGCCAAAAACUCCCCAUAACGGUGAGCUGAACGCAGAGAAGCCGAAGCGUCGGAGGAAACGGAAACAAGACAUGGAGAACCCGGCUGCAGCCUCGAGGGCGAAGAAGAGACGGUCCUCCCCCUGUUCUGACCCAGAGGGCUCCGGAAGUGAAGAACGACCGGACUCUCCGAUCGACAGCUUGGACGGGACGAAGAAGAGCGAACGGAAGAAGGAGUUCAUCUGUCAGGUGUGUGAGCAGGCCGGUGAGGACCUGGUUCCCUGCGAAGGCCAGUGUUGUGGCACGUUUCACCUCCACUGCCUGGGUCUGUCCCUCAAACCGGACAAGCUCCUCUGCCAGGAGUGCAGUACAGGAGCCCACAAAUGUUUCAUGUGUAAACAGUCGGAGGGCGAGGUCCGUCGCUGUCAUGUUCCUCACUGCGGUAAGUUUUACCACGACGCCUGCGUUCGCCUCAACCCCCUCACGAUUUUCGACAACAAGGGCUUCCGCUGCCCGCUCCACGCCUGCCUCACCUGCCACUACGGCUCCUGCUCCAAGCCCAGGGCCACUAAAGGCCGGUUGAUGCGUUGCCUUCGGUGCCCUGUAGCGUACCACGCGGGCGACUUGUGCGUGGCCGCUGGAAGCGAGAUGAUCACGAGCACGGCCAUCGUUUGCACGAACCACUUCAACGCCAAGAAGGGCUACAGCCACCACAGCCACGUCAAUGUCAGCUGGUGUUUCGUCUGCUCCAAAGGUGGACAGCUGCUGUGCUGCGAGUCCUGUCCUGCAGCUUUUCACCCAGACUGCCUGAACAUCGCCAUGCCCGAUGGAAGCUGGUUUUGCAACGACUGCCGAGCUGGAAAGAAACCCAGAUACAGGGACAUUAUAUGGGUUAAACUGGGGACGUACCGAUGGUGGCCAGCUGAGAUCCACCAUCCCAAAAACAUUCCUGCCAACAUUCAGCAACUCCGACAUGAGAUCGGAGAGUUUCCCGUCUUCUUCUUUGGUUCGAGGGAUUACUUCUGGACUCACCAGGGUCGAGUCUUUCCCUACAUGGAAGGGGACAGGGGCAGCAAAUAUCAGAGAACCAGUAUCGGCAAAGUCUUCAAGAGCGCUCUGUUGGAGGCCGAAGCUCGAUUUAAGGAAAUGAAGAUAAAACGAGAAGCAAAGGAAGCUCAAGAAAACAGCCGAAAACCUCCUCCAUACAAAUUUAUCAAGGUCAACAGACCCUUCGGCAAGGUGCAGGUCUACACGGCGGACGUUUCGGAGAUCCCCAAGUGUAACUGCAAGCCGGCCGAGCGGCCGUGCAGCUUCGAGUCGGAGUGCCUGAACCGCAUGCUGCAGUACGAGUGCCACCCCCAGGUGUGUCCGAACGGAGAGCGCUGCUGCAACCAGGACUUCACCAAACGUCUCUACCCUGAAACCAAGAUCAUCAAGACCCCGGGGAAGGGCUGGGGUCUGAUCUCCCUGAGGGACAUCAAGAAGGGCGAGUUUGUUAACGAGUACAUCGGAGAGCUGAUUGACGAGGAGGAGUGCAGAGCGAGGAUCAAGUACGCCCACGAAAACAACAUCACCGACUUCUACAUGCUCACCAUCGAUAAGGACCGGAUCAUCGAUGCCGGCCCCAAAGGAAACUACUCCCGCUUCAUGAACCACAGCUGUCAGCCCAACUGUGAGACGCAGAAGUGGACGGUUAACGGAGACACUCGAGUUGGGCUGUUUGCUGUCUGCGACAUACCAGCAGGCACCGAGCUGACCUUUAACUACAACCUCGACUGCCUAGGAAACGAGAAGACCAUCUGCCGUUGCGGCGCUCCCAACUGCAGCGGUUUUCUGGGAGAUCGUCCGAAGAACGGGCAAACAGCCGAGCCAAAAGCAAAGAGGUUAAAGAGGAAGUAUAGGAGGAGAAAAAGUGAAGGAAAGAAGAAGUCUGAGGACGAGUGUUUCCGCUGCAGAGACGGAGGUCAGCUGGUUCUGUGCGGCAAGAAGACCUGCACCAAAGCUUACCACCUGUUCUGCCUAAACCUCACCAAAAGACCGUUUGGACGCUGGGACUGCCCGUGGCAUCACUGCGACGUUUGUGGGAAAAACUCAGCGGCUUUCUGCCAACUCUGUCCGAACUCCUUCUGCAAGGCUCACCAGGAGGGGGCGCUGCGUCCCUGGCCCCCCACAGGACAGCUGUGCUGCACGGAGCAUGACGAGCUGGAGGGAACAGACAACGUGGCCCAGGACGUGAACUCUGAGACGAACGCCGCCGCAGUCGCUGCUGGUUGUCCCAGAGGCUCUAGGAAGGUGGGGGCCAAAAUGAAGGUCUCCAAGAGAAAAGCAUCUGAAGCCUGACGGGAUAUUUCAGAACCAAACCGGACUCAGACACCUCCAUCAUCAACCAGAUCAUGAAACCGAGGCACUGUACGUUCAC
Molecule: messenger RNA, 3994 nt
Organism: Nematolebias whitei (Rio pearlfish)
Lineage: Eukaryota; Metazoa; Chordata; Actinopteri; Cyprinodontiformes; Rivulidae
Gene: nsd2
Product: nuclear receptor binding SET domain protein 2
Exons: 21
Coding region: 37-3915 (1292 amino acids)
Biological process (GO): regulation of DNA-templated transcription
Cellular component (GO): chromatin; nucleus
Molecular function (GO): protein binding; histone H3K36 methyltransferase activity
Source: RefSeq, a predicted model, not a curated record